AUGGGCAAUGUUAACGAAAAAGUCGAAGCUGCUUCCACUAGCACUGUAGAAGAAAAUGCCGAACCUAAAAAAUUAAAGCCGUGUUGCGCGUGUCCAGAGACCAAAAAGGCGAGAGACGCAUGUAUUAUUGAAAAUGGACAAGAAAACUGCCAAAACCUCAUUGAAGCUCAUAAGGAGUGUAUGCGAAAACUAGGAUUCAAAAUUUAA
Messenger RNA from Diabrotica balteata, 207 nucleotides. NCBI's taxonomy places the organism in Eukaryota, Metazoa, Arthropoda, Insecta, Coleoptera, Chrysomelidae. The record is from the annotation of a GenBank genome assembly.